AUGAACGACUCUGAAGAAGCAAAUAUACAGCAACCAGAUGUCCUGGUCUCUGAAGUUGUCAGCUCCAAGAGCCAGGAGCAGGCAAACCGGAGGAAGAUCAAAGUGGAAGUGACUUGGUUGAAGGCUAGGGUUGCCAACCUGUGCCGCCCCUGUCCCUGGGACUGGACAUUGUUCCUUGGAAACUGCUACUUCUUCUCCAAGUCUGAACGGAGCUGGCACGAUGCUGUCACUGCCUGCCAGGAGGUGGGAGCCCAACUCGUGGUCAUCAAAAGUCAUGAAGAGCAGGUUCGCCUCAUGGGGGCCAUAUCAUGGUCUUGGGCUGCUGGCAAGCUGGUGGUUGGUCAGAUGGUGGACUUCAUGAAGUAUUGGAAUGAAGGGGAGCCCAACAACGCUGGGGAGGAAGACUGUGCAGAAUUCAGAGGUGAUGGUUGGAAUGAUGUCCCAUGUGCACUUAAAAAACUCUGGAUUUGCAAGAAGUCAGCAGCCUCCUGCUCCAUGAAGUGA
Messenger RNA from Nannospalax galili (Upper Galilee mountains blind mole rat), 504 nucleotides. RefSeq names its product CD209 antigen-like protein C. The transcript has 4 exons. Lineage: Eukaryota; Metazoa; Chordata; Mammalia; Rodentia; Spalacidae. Bases 1 to 504 code for a protein of 167 amino acids. The record is from RefSeq and is a predicted model, not a curated record.